Lytechinus variegatus (green sea urchin) is the source of this 1841-nucleotide messenger RNA. Its product is annotated as histone acetyltransferase KAT6B-like. The coding region runs from base 721 to 1404 and encodes 227 amino acids. Lineage: Eukaryota; Metazoa; Echinodermata; Echinoidea; Temnopleuroida; Toxopneustidae. The transcript is spliced from 2 exons. Gene Ontology annotation, biological process: nucleosome assembly. Gene Ontology annotation, cellular component: nucleosome. The record is from RefSeq and is a predicted model, not a curated record. Gene Ontology annotation, molecular function: DNA binding.
AGGAGGGAGAAUGGCAUGGGGUAUUGCACGGACCAGUCAUUUAAUGCCCAUUGUCAAUAAUUGAUUUUCCUGUAUUGUCUGAGAAAGUGGAUGUGAGAGGCUUCCCUGCCUGCCAGCUAUCCCCUGUGAAGUUUGCCCCAGAUUCGCCGGCCUCCUCCUCCCCCUGAACGCACCCAGGGGCCCUGUGUUUUCACACAGCCAUGAUCACCGAUCACCGAUCAGGCAGUCUUUGGUGACAAAAUCGGAAGUGUUCCCCUGAAACCACAGGCAAGCUGCACUCUCCAGCACAGGAUAGGUGUACUAUUAUUGGAGCAAACGUGAGGCCAGCGGUGUGGCUGCCCUGUAUAUUGGUUGAGUGCAUCUACAGUUUGUGUGUGUGGGCAUGUGGCUGCAGUUGACAGUUAUACAUGUAUGGCUUCCAGUUAAUACUCAGCAUACACAACCACACUGAGAGAGAGAGAGGGAUGUUUUCGCUGGCACAUACAGACAGUCGGUAAAUGCAAACGUGACCUUUGUUUCACACAUCGGGUCAGAGUACACAAACGUAUUAACUGCUAACUGUUAUGGAUGCCAUGACGGGAUGAAUGCAAGUGUUACACGGCAACACCAGCUAACUCGGAGACGUGGAAUUACAAGCCUAUCUUAAGGAUUAUAUAAAGUGGAAUAUUAUCAUGGACGGCAGCUCUGGGUAACAACGACGAAGUACAAUGUUGUGUCAUUAUGAUGAAAGACAGUGAUUCUUGCCUGGCGAACCCAAACUACACUCAGUGGAUCCUCGAGGCCAUUCGCAAGAUUCGGAAGCAGAAGCAGCGGCCAAAUGAGGAGCGCAUCUGCCACGCGGUCCGGCACGGCCGGGGUCUGGACCAGACGGACAUCAAGGAGCAGUUAGAACUCUGCGUCCGCGAUGGCAAUGUUCUGAAGGUCAUGAAUAAAGGGGUCGCGUCCUACCGCGACCCCGAGUUCUCUCCCGGCACUCGGGGCGGGGGCCGCCGUGCCAGCAGAGGCACGAGCACCGCCAAAAUCCUUGGAAACCUCACGCUCAGCACGGAUUACCUUCGUCUCAUUUUAUGCACCAUUAAACAGUUGGCCGAAGGCGGCUCAACGCUCAAGAGCGUGGAGAAGUAUAUCCGUCAAUCUUAUAAUGUGGACACAAGGAUGGAAAAUGACCUGAGCAGCAAGCUGCGGCUUGCUGCCAAGAAGGGAAUUGCACAAGCAAAAUUGACUAAAGAUGGUAAAUUAUUCAGAUUACCAGACCAAAACGAUAAACUAAACAAACUUCAGGGAGACAAUACAAAAAACAAUGUCCGGGUAAGUAAAGGCAACUUUCAUUUCAUUUUCAAUAUACAAUUAUUAAAUUCACAUGUGGAGAAAAUGCUCCAAGUUUUGCAGACCUUUCCACAGUAAAAAUGUCAGUAUGUGUACAUGUAUUGAUUUCUGUGGUCAUGAAAAGAUUUGACUUGGACAGGUACAUUUGCACCUUCAAAUAUUUUCAGCAUUGGAAUAAAGCUAAUAUCAAUAUGUUUUUCAAGUGUAUAUUUAGCAUCAUAUAAAGGCUUUUGAAUCUUGUGCAAAGGAUAAAUGUCAGGUAUCCAAUGUUGCAUUAGCCUUGAGACUUCCUUGUGUUGGCAAUCAAGUGUCCUACAUGUACAGGUAUGUAAAAAUGUCUUUGAGAUUCAGGAGGGAAUUUUUUUACACAUUGACAGGUCUACAUUACCCGAGUCAUGCUAUACAUUUAUCACUGCCACGUAUGUGUAACAUGAAGAGGCAAAGAUGAUAAUGAUACUGUACUAUUCAGGUUUAUUAUUUUAAUAUCUGAUAAUGUCAAAAUAUUUUUCCUUCCA